CUGAAAAUGUAUUUGUUUCAUUUGACAUCACUGUCAAUUUAAUCUUUGUUUUUCUUUCCGCAUUUUCAUUGAGGUUGCCAUAUUAUUUUCUGUUAAGGCUUAGUUAUUAAUUACUUACGAUGAUUGAUUUAACAUAUUAAAGAAAUUUCUUUCGAAGAUGAGUUGGUACUUUUUUACUUAUAAUAACUAUUUCAAAAAAAAAAAUAUUUUAACAAUUUUACAUAGCAAUUCACAAAAACUCGAACCCAUCACAUCGCCACAACACAUUUGGGAUCUUCGUGUAUACAGCCCUUAGUAGAACAUCUUGAAUCAUCGAAUUUCGAAGUUAGAAAGAAUGUAAAUGUGGCGGUUGAUAGGUAAACAAAGAUUUUGCCUAGAAUUCAUUUUCAGAUAAAAAGUUUAAGCAAACAAUUUGCCGGUGAUGAAAAGUGCGUUAAUAAAAAAUAUUUCGAAAAACAUAGAGUAGAUUAGAAAUGGCGACCGUUAAAGUGAAUAGCAACGGAAGCAAAACCUCAACGGAUUCUGAUAAUCCAACUGAAUUGCGGAUUCUUUGUUUUGAUCUUACCAACUACAAUCGCACCACUCAAUUCCUUUUGAGCUGUGCAGGUGUUUUUGUGCUAUAUCUUAUAUAUGGGUAUCUGCAGGAACUAAUUUUUACGGUUGAAGGUUUUAAACCAUAUGGAUGGUUUCUCACACUUGUACAAUUCGGAUAUUACAUUUGUUUCGGUGUAAUUGAACGUGAUUUAGAAACUAGACGUAGAGCUCAGCUACUACCAGGAGGUAGUGUUGAGACAUCAGAGCGUCGUAUACCAAUGCGUACUUAUUUUCUACUUGCCGCACUAACGCUCGGCACCAUGGGGCUGUCUAAUUCUAGUCUGGGCUAUCUUAACUAUCCCACACAGGUGAUAUUUAAAUGUUGCAAAUUGAUACCAGUGUUGGUGGGCAGUAUUUUGAUACAAGGAAAGCGUUAUGGGCCACUUGAUUUUGCUGCCGCGUUCGCCAUGUGCAUUGGUCUGGCCUGGUUUACGCUAGCCGAUUCGCAGGUCUCUCCGAAUUUCGAUCUCACCGGCGUCGCAAUGAUAUCAGCGGCACUGCUUUGUGAUGCAGCUAUUGGAAAUGUACAGGAAAAGGCAAUGCGGGAACAUCAUGCAUCCAGCAGUGAAGUUGUGCUUUAUUCUUAUGGAUUAGGAUUUAUUUACCUAUUGGUUAUACUGAUGGUAACCUGUAAUUUUUUCAGCGGUUUCGCUUUCUGUCUUGAACACAUUUUGGAAACUUUUGGCUAUGGCUUCUUUUUCAGUUUAUCCGGUUACCUUGGCAUACAGUUUGUAUUGGCUUUAGUGCGAAGCAGUGGCGCACCUGUAGCUGCAACCGUGACGACAGCAAGAAAAGCGGUAACGAUUGCAUUAUCGUUUGCUUUCUUCAGCAAACCAUUUACAUGGCAAUACCUGUGGUCGGGUAUAAUAGUGGUAUUGGGCAUAUAUUUGAAUGUGUACAGCAAAAAUCACAAAAUGACUAUGCGCGAUUUUCAACAAAAGUUGAAAUAUGCGCUUAACGCUUUCCGAGGUUGGGAGCGAUCUACAAGUCGCAAGUUCUUAGUAGAAGUUUAAACGUGUGAAAUUUCUAUAUCUUGUACAUUUAAAGGUACAAUAAGUAAAUUUGUAAAUGUUUGUUACUAUUACGAUACCAAAAUUAGUGUAAUAAUUGCAAGUAGUUUGAUCUGACAACAACCACUUUUUAGCUGUAGUUUUGAUUUUAGCCCGUAGUGAGUAAUGUAAAAUAAUAAUAAAUAAUUAAAAUAAUAGUUAUAUAUGAAAUUUAUUAAAAUAUAAAUUUUUCAUACAUAUACACAUGUAUGUACUAGCAAUCAAUAAGCACCUUAUUAUGCUUUAUUUAGUUGAUAUUUCACAUAAUUAUGUAUGAAUGUACUAUUUUUCUUAUACUUGUAGUCUAUAAUGGGUGUAAAUAAAAACAAAAAUCCUUACAAAUUAAA
Molecule: messenger RNA, 1990 nt
Organism: Bactrocera oleae (olive fruit fly)
Lineage: Eukaryota; Metazoa; Arthropoda; Insecta; Diptera; Tephritidae
Gene: Papst2
Product: PAPS transporter 2
Biological process (GO): transmembrane transport
Cellular component (GO): Golgi membrane; endoplasmic reticulum membrane
Molecular function (GO): 3'-phosphoadenosine 5'-phosphosulfate transmembrane transporter activity
Source: RefSeq, a predicted model, not a curated record